Molecule: messenger RNA, 3524 nt
Organism: Tachysurus fulvidraco (yellow catfish)
Lineage: Eukaryota; Metazoa; Chordata; Actinopteri; Siluriformes; Bagridae
Gene: mmd
Product: monocyte to macrophage differentiation-associated
Exons: 8
Coding region: 486-1184 (232 amino acids)
Cellular component (GO): membrane
Molecular function (GO): pore-forming activity
Source: RefSeq, a predicted model, not a curated record
UUCUCUGUGCUUUAACGCUGUGAUCCGUGGGGUUUCGGCACCACUUUUGUAUGAACGGUCAUGGCGUAAAUGAACGUUUUUAAUUCAAGUCUUUAUAUAUAUAUUUUUUACACUGUAGUUCCAUUAGCUAUGUUAGUGAGGACGCGUUUAAAAACGGCGUGUCUUUGGAGAGAUUGAGACGGAUUUAUUUGUGAUUUCCUGUGCAGUUUCCUGUGUGGACAUCUUUAAUAAGUGCUGUGAGAUGAAGAGAGUCAACAGCUUCCAAAGGUGCUGUUUGAUGGGAGUGUACACCGUGUCCCUGUGCGUGUUAGUCGGCUCACGGAAUCAGCCCCGUCCUCAUUUCUAUUCUCUCCUGAAUCUCACAGCUGCAGUAAAGUCUUCUGGUGUACAUUAGAGAUGGUCCACAUCAGGCACACACAGAUCUUCUGCUCCUUUUCCUCCAUUCAUGGUGUAAUGCUGCUGGAGUCUGUGUUCGGUUCAGAUUCAUGAACAGAAGAGCUGCUGCUAACUGCCGUUACCAACCCACAAGCUACGAGCAUGCAGCAAACUGCUACACACACGCGCUGGUGAUUGUGCCUGCUUUCGUGGGCAUGACCCUGCUGCACCGUCUCUCAGAUGAUCGGUGGGAGAGGAUCACAGCCUUGGUGUACGGCCUUGGCCUCUGUGCGCUCUUCCUCAUCUCCACCAUCUUCCACAUCAUCACCUGGAAGAAGAGCCACAUGAGGGCGGUGGAGCACUGCUUCCACAUGUGUGAUCGAGUGGUCAUCUAUUUCUUCAUCGCUGCCUCAUACACACCCUGGUUAAACCUGAGGGAACUAGGUCCUCUGGCGUCUCACAUGCGCUGGUUUGUGUGGCUAAUGGCGGCUGCUGGAACCAUCUAUGUGUUCAACUACCACGAGAGGUAUAAACUGGUGGAGCUGGCCUUCUAUCUGACCAUGGGCUUCUCACCUGCCCUGGUGGUGACCUCGAUGACGAACACAGACGGUCUGUAUGAGCUGGCGUUUGGUGGGAUGAUCUACUGCAUGGGCGUGGUCUUCUUUAAAUCGGACGGCGUCAUCCCGUUUGCUCACGCCAUCUGGCACGUGUUCGUCACGCUGGCCGCCGCCGUGCACUACUACGCUAUCUGGAAAUACCUCUACCGCAGCUCAACUGCUGAUGAGGUCAGGCACGUGGCUGACCUCUGACCUGUCUCCUACACACAUACGCAGACAUGCACCGAAGGUCAUCUCACCUGCAAGAUCUCGAGAUCUUCGUCGUAACCAUUUCCACCAAGAGGUGCUCAUCAUCUACUCGAGUUUACCGACACGACCUCCGAUUGUUUACUAGCCGCCUGGAGAACAGAGUGUGUUUGUGUUGUGUGGAAUAAGUUUCAUUUCUUUUCCUUUUUCACCAGUAUUUUUUUUUGCACAGAUAUUAAACAGAACAGCGGUUUGACUCGGACCGUCCAUUUUACCAGAAAUAAGGAAAGGACAGUUUGUCCUCAGAUGUAGUCGAUCGGCUAAGACACGAGUCGUACUGAAGAUACUAGACACGUCGAGGUCCUCGGACUGCUGCGUCUGUUAAAGCUUGAUGGAGGUGACGUCGGUAUGCAGUCAAACCCACGAGGCUAAACUGGUUGCUAUGACGGUGGCUUCCUCUCAGCCGGGGUUCGACCCGCCUUCGUUUCUGGUUGAUUUCCUCCUUUAGAUCGCACUUCUGUGUUGUCUGUCAUACGAAUGUGUUUUUGUCUUCAGAGCAACUCUGCACACGCACAUUCCACUUUUCACCAGAUGUUUACCUUUCGCUCGCGUCGAGACUCUCACGUCGCAGAGCCCAUGCCUUAUUCUUCUUCUCAUCUCCCAGACGUUCUCGUCUGACUCUGAGUGAGUUCGUCCCCACUGUGGAGAUCACGUCUUUCUUCCCAGCUCAUUUCUUUGCUCUUCGUUAGUUCUGUGGUUUUAUGAACCGAGAGGCGUUUUAUCAUCAGCGGAUAAACCGGCGGUUGUGCUAACGUGCAUCGUCACGUCCUAAUCGGUCGUCGGCUGCGUCUCAAAUCACACACUUAUGCGCUAUUCUACUGCACUGUGUAGUGUGCUUUUCAGACCCUCGGGGCUACUAGUCGCUGAGGCUGAGUGAGAAACAUUUCAAGACACCCGAUGACACUCGGGUAGACAAACUUUUAGCUAACUCUGUGUGAUCUAUUGGACAGUAUUUAUAAGGUUCGUACCCCAGACCCCAUACCCCUAGAAUAGAGAGUGCACAUUGUGUAGUAGGUGAUUUGGGACGCAGCUCUAGCGUGUAGCGGCUUCUUAAGGUUACAGACCGCUAAACGAGACCAAACUGUUCAUCAGGCAGCUUUUCUGAUCGUCGGACGUGGCCUCAGUCCUGAAUGUAGGAUUUAAUGUAACUAACGUGCAUCGCUGCCUUGCUUGUAGUUUAGCGAUCUCGCUUCAGCUAACUGCUUUUCACUUUUAACUUCAGAAUCUUACGCAGCUACGUGAACAGCGAACAGACCGCUAGCUGCACCGGUGACCUUCACCACGUCAUCAACAAUCCCAAACACACCCGAGUUAACGAGAGAGCAAGUCAUCUCAGUAGCGCCUGGUCCGUCUGACCCCCCCACCCCCCCCCACCCCCACUUUCUCUCUCAGCUCGUGACUUGUGUGCUGGUUCUGUCUGUAACAGCAGGCGUAAAUAUCGUCAGCAGUAUUUAAGAGACAUUCAUGGUUUCCUGAAACGGAAGCGUGAAAGAACUUUUGUUGUUUUGUUUUUUUUAGAUGAAAAACCACUUUGUGUUGAUAUUCCAUUAAACUUCUUUUUUUUUUCUUCUUCUCCAUUGUCCAUAUUUCCAUCGCUAGUUCAGGGAUCGAAGCCUAGCAUGUAGCGUGUAACUCGAACCACCGGGUUUUCACACCGACCUCAUUUACGUUCACUUACUUAGUGUUAGAAGUGACAUGUAGCUAAUUCUGUUACUCAUCAUACAGGCCACGCCCAUGCCACGCCCACACCACGCCCUCCCACAGCUGCGCUGGGCGAGACGUGGUGACCGCGGCGUCUCGUAUCGUUCACUAAAGCUCGACGAAAUAAAACGAUUCCCUUUAUUGAAAUGAAUCAUGCAAGAUGGAGAAUUCUGAGAUACGCUGCUUUUGUUGUUUGUUGUGUUUGUGUUUGUGUCAGUAUUUUUAUUCCAAAACUCUGGAUGAUGAUGAUGAUGAUGAUGAUGAUGUGAUUAUUUUCUGUGUACAUUUUCUUUUCCUCUUUAAUGUCACUGUGGUGAACCAACAUGAGCUCAAAGAUGUGCUUUUGAUAAACUCUUCAUCCUCUGACCAGCUCCAGCAGGACGACUUUUAUAAUAUUUGUACUGUAUAUUUUCAUCCUGGCACAUAUUUCUACACAGAGAGAGAGAGAGAGAGAGAGAGAGAGAGAAAGAGAGAGAGAGAGAGAGAAAGAGAGUCUGGUUCUCCUCCUGAUCUACUCAGUGUCCGGUGCUGUACAUGUCGACUCUGUGUCUGAUUCUUAAUAAAUCACAACUGCUUUAAAUGCUG